UGGUGCUGCCCAGUGUUUUAUAAGUUGGCAGCGGAGGCUCGGGACGUGGCGCAGGUCCCGAUGGCGGUCCUGGCGGCUGCGGCGGCCCUGGCGGCGGCCGAGCCUGCACCCGCAGUGCAGCAGGCGGCGGGGAGCGGGGGCCCGACCUCGCGCCGAGACUUCUACUGGCUGCGUUCCUUCUUGGCCGGAGGUAUUGCUGGAUGCUGCGCCAAAACCACAGUUGCUCCCCUGGACCGAGUGAAGGUUUUAUUACAAGCUCACAACCAUCAUUACAAACACUUAGGGGUACUUUCCACACUGCGUGCUGUUCCCCAAAAGGAAGGCUACCUUGGACUAUAUAAAGGAAACGGUGCAAUGAUGAUUCGGAUCUUUCCCUACGGUGCAAUCCAGUUCAUGGCCUUUGAGCAUUAUAAAACGUUCAUUACUACAAAGCUGGGAGUUUCUGGUCAUGUGCACAGAUUAAUGGCUGGAUCCAUGGCAGGCAUGACAGCGGUUAUCUGCACGUACCCUCUUGAUGUGGUCAGGGUGCGCCUGGCCUUCCAGGUGAAAGGAGAGCACACCUAUUCAGGGAUCAUCCAUGCCUUCAAGACAAUCUAUGCCAAGGAAGGUGGUUUCCUUGGAUUCUACCGAGGUCUGAUGCCUACUAUAUUAGGAAUGGCUCCAUAUGCAGGGGUCUCCUUCUUUACCUUUGGUACCUUGAAGAGUGUUGGGCUUUCCUAUGCCCCUGCCCUGCUUGGCCGACCUUCGUCCGACAACCCCAAUGUCUUAGUUUUGAAAACUCACAUAAAUCUCCUUUGUGGUGGUGUUGCUGGAGCAAUAGCACAGACGAUAUCCUACCCAUUUGAUGUGACCCGUCGGAGAAUGCAGUUAGGGGCAGUCCUGCCGGAGUUUGAGAAGUGCCUUACCAUGCGGGAGACCAUGAAGUAUGUCUAUGGACACCAUGGGAUUCGGAGAGGAUUGUACCGUGGCUUAUCUCUGAACUACAUCCGCUGUAUUCCCUCUCAAGCUGUGGCUUUCACAACGUACGAACUGAUGAAGCAAUUUUUUCACCUUAACUGAAAGAAAAAAAAUCAUGAUUUGUAGUUAUUUUCCUCAGUAAAUUCUCAGAAGGAUGUGUGUGUGUGUAUGUGUGUGUGUGCGUGUGUGUGUGUGUGUGCAUAUAUAUAUAUAUGAUACCUUAAUUGUGAAGGAAACAUUACUUGAAGGGGACAUUUGCCCUGACACAGGAACCACUGGUAUUUUAAUACUUGAUUUCUUUAAGGUUUUAAAUCAUAGAUCAAAAAUUCUUAGCAUAAUUUGUUUUUUUUCUUUUUGAUGGGAUCUCCAUUUGUUGCCCUGGCUGGCUUGGACCUCACUGUGGAGAGACCUUCUCUUUGUAGAGAGGCAAUGCUCUUGUCUUUGCCUCCCACAUUCUGAGAUUCCAGGCAUGGGUCACCAUGCCUGCUCCUACAUACUUAUUAAUGGCAAACGUUAUACCUUCCACCCUGAAAAGCCAUCUUGGGUAAAGUGUUAUUUGGAAGGAACAGAAGGUUCACAUUUGAGUUCAAGAGAUUGCCAUUAGUCCUACCAUACCAUUCCAAACUUUGCAUUGUAAUUGUGGUUACUGAGGGGGAGGGGCUGGAAUCAAACCCAGGGCCUUUGCAUGCCAAGCACAUGUACUCAUUAGGCCACAUCCCCAGCCUGCCAGCGCCAUGGCACUGAGCUAUGUCACUGGCCUCUUCCUUUCUUAACGUGGUGCUGGGGAUCAUACUCAUGCAUGCUGAUUGUGUAAUUUCACACUGCCAAUGGCCCACACCCCCAGCCCGCUAACCCCGCUCGUUAUUCCCCCUCCCACUCUGUCCCUUCUCUACAUGUUCUGGGGAGUAAACUCAGGGUCUCUCUGCCUAUCUUGCUAGAUAAGCGCUCUACCUCUGAACUACAUCUCCAGCCUUCUAACAUUGUGUAAUGUUAUUAAAACCAGCUGACUUCCUUUUAUUGUAGCAGAAGGAGAACUGAAUAUGUAAGGUCUGUGAAACAGAGCCAGCAACAAAGUAGUGUUCUUAUUAUGUUUCUCCUCAUAAUUCUUCUCUUCCAACUCUCUUUGGGGAUUGAGUCCAGGACGUUGUACAUGGCAGGCAUGAUGAGAUCCCAUCAGAAAGCCAGCUGUACACUGAGGUAUAUAUCCCCAGAUGUCCUUCCUUCUCAAUUAAGUUACUGUUGUAUUUGAAAGGAGAUUGUCAACAAAUGAAGAAAGUUCCAGGUCUUGUUCAAAUUCUAUUACCAUGGACUUUGAUUAUCACGAGUUUAAAAAGCCACUGUGUUUCCCAGAGAUGGUUAUGAUAAAGAUUAAAUAUCUUUGCCCUUAAAAGGAGAGUAGCAUUGUAGAUGCUUGUCUCAAAUAACUUGGUGUGUACUAGGAAAUUUAAAUGGACCAUCAGUUUAGAUGAAGCAAUGUUUCCCAGGUAUUAUGUCAAGAUAUAAGUUCUUCCAUGUAAUGUAAGUUUAGUGUGUCAUAGUCCUAAGCGUAAAUAUAAAACACAUUUUGAUUGUUACAUUUUAAAGAGGUUGUUUAGAAUAUAAGGAUUCUGAUCAUUGUGUUUAGAACACUUUUUUGUUGUAAGCAUGACCCAUGGAGUAGAAGCAUUAAACUGUCUCUAGAGGUAGUUAUUUGUAGAACUGAUAUGAUUUUUAAAACAUUAAAAUUAAGCUGCAAAUGUUAUUUCUUCAUUUUUUUCAUGUAUAUAAAGAUUUCUUGUCAUAUCUUGGAAAAAAUUGGAUGAAUUAGUUUCAUUUUUAUAAUCUUUAUUUUAAAAAUAAAAAUGUAUCUUUUGAUUUGUAAAUGUACCAGGAGUGGGGAUAAGUCUGUUUAUAAAGAUCUUUUGUAUAUUUUAAUUUCUGGACCACAUUGUAGCUAACUAUUCCAUUCAAUCUUAAGGUAAUUUAAAUCUAUAAAAUAAAUAUCUCAAUUAUAUUAUCAAUAAAGAAAACUGAAAAUA
Mus pahari (shrew mouse) is the source of this 2975-nucleotide messenger RNA. It is a transcript of the gene Slc25a16, whose product is annotated as solute carrier family 25 member 16. The coding region runs from base 61 to 1059 and encodes 332 amino acids. Gene Ontology annotation, biological process: transmembrane transport. The record is from RefSeq and is a predicted model, not a curated record. The transcript is spliced from 9 exons. Lineage: Eukaryota; Metazoa; Chordata; Mammalia; Rodentia; Muridae. Gene Ontology annotation, cellular component: mitochondrial inner membrane.